Messenger RNA from Neltuma alba, 675 nucleotides. RefSeq names its product receptor-like protein EIX1. The transcript has a single exon. The record is from RefSeq and is a predicted model, not a curated record. The coding region runs from base 1 to 675 and encodes 224 amino acids. NCBI's taxonomy places the organism in Eukaryota, Viridiplantae, Streptophyta, Magnoliopsida, Fabales, Fabaceae. Gene Ontology annotation, molecular function: protein binding.
AUGAACUCUGUGGAAGUUCUUGAUCUCUCUCAAAAUAAGCUGCAUGGUGAAAUACCAACAUCACUGGGGAAUAUAUGCACUUUGAAGCACUUAUAUCUUUCAUACAAUAACUUUAGUGGGGAGCUUUCAAGUUUCAUCCAAAACAGUUCUCGGUGCAAUAGUCAUCCCCUACAGGGGUUGGAUUUAUCUGACAAUCAGAUAAAGGGCAUGUUAACUGAUCUCUCUGUUUUCUCCUUUUUGGAACAUCUAGAUCUCUCUAACAAUCAAUUAAAAGGAGAAGUACCUGAAAGCAUCAGAUUGCUAUCUCAAUUGAAUAGUUUGCAGCUGGAUGGGAACAAUUUACGAGGUGUGAUAACUGAAUCUCAUUUCAACAAGCUCUCUAAUUUGAAGAGUUUAUCACUGUCUGGCAAUCCAUUAGGGCUACAAAUUAGCACUAGAUGGGUUGCCCCAUUUCAGUUGCAAGAUUUGGAAAUGGCUUCUUGUAUGUUGGGUUCUUAUCUUCCUAAUUGGCUCCAUAAUCAACAUGAGUUAGAGGUAUUGGAUAUUUCUAAUUGUGGGCUUUCAGGUUUCAUACCUGAAUGGUUUUGGCCACUGAUAAAAGAUGCGGAUUACGUGAACAUCUCAUAUAACAAUUUUUUGGUGAAAUUCCAAAUUAUCAUUGCAGCUCAGUACUAG